AUGGCUCCUCGUCGUAAGCGCGAUGACUCCACCGAGCCAUCGACGCCAGCAAAAAAGUCGAAGACCGAAACAGAUUUCGACCUCUCAGACCAGCCAACCAUAACAAUAGUCAUUGAGGACGGCGAGCAAAACAAGGCCUUCUACAUCCACAAACAUCUGCUCGUGAAGUGUUUCGAAGACUUCCGGGAGAAGCUUGAGGGUGUGGACGAAGCCAAGCCAUUGGUUCUGCGCAAUGUCUACGUGGAGAUCUUCGGAAUCGUUUCGAGAUGGAUCUACAGACAGGAGCUCCUGAUCGAGGACUACGAGGAAGCGCUAAAGCAUCCCAGACGGAAGUACAAGCCGGCGACUCUACCAGUGACGAAUGCUACAGAAAUAGCUCCCGCCGGACAGACACCGUCGUCAGCUGCCAGCACUGACGAUGCCAUUCAAGAUGGCAGUGAGGCCGAAGUCGAGACCGCUGUAACCAAAGCCGACAAGUUGGAGGGUCCAGAAGCCGAGGAGGAAUCGCGAUGGUACUCACAAGGAACCUACUACCAUCAAGUCUUCGGACAAAUCGCGGAUGUGUACGUGUUUGCUGUCUUUUACAAAGCUCGAGAGCUCCGGCACGGCGCCAUGCUGUUGCUGCAACGUUUCGUAGCUGCAACGAAAAUCAUACCAAGUUUGGACAUGGUUAAGGUCAUCGUGAAGCGGCUAGGCAUGGACAAGCCGCUCAGCAAAUGGCUAGCGCGAGUCAUCGCCUUCAGCCACAGAACCGAAUGGGGAACGCAAGAGAGUAUGAAAGCUCUGCCUCGUGCCUUCCUGGCCGAGGUUCUGAAGAUCACCGUAUCCUUGCGUGACGAUCGUCAUCUGACCAAACAUUACGAGGAGGACUACUGCGAGCAUCAUGAGCACUUGAACGAGGAAGACCGAAAUAGAUGCCAGGAAUCCCGAAAGAACGACUAUGACAUGAUACUACAACAUCAAAAACUCAAGGUCGGCAGAUAUAAUUACGUUACGACCUGGACGAAUGUCGACCUUGGUCCUGACCUGUCUUACGACUUCAUCCUGCAGAAGGACCUUAUUCAGCAACUCUCCUGGUGGUCGAGCUCUGACCUUGUUGAAAUAUGCCAGAAAGCACAAGAGCUGAAUGCAAAAAGGACUGAGGCUGAGUGGGCGAAAGCUAUGGAGCUGUCGUAUCGACGCUACCCAUCUCGACGCCCGAGUCGAUAA
Messenger RNA from Cyphellophora attinorum, 1209 nucleotides. RefSeq lists its product as uncharacterized. The record is from RefSeq and is a predicted model, not a curated record. The coding region runs from base 1 to 1209 and encodes 402 amino acids. Gene Ontology annotation, molecular function: protein binding. Lineage: Eukaryota; Fungi; Ascomycota; Eurotiomycetes; Chaetothyriales; Cyphellophoraceae. The transcript is spliced from 2 exons.